Molecule: messenger RNA, 952 nt
Organism: Trematomus bernacchii (emerald rockcod)
Lineage: Eukaryota; Metazoa; Chordata; Actinopteri; Perciformes; Nototheniidae
Product: CD209 antigen-like protein C
Exons: 7
Coding region: 15-659 (214 amino acids)
Biological process (GO): biological process involved in interspecies interaction between organisms
Cellular component (GO): external side of plasma membrane
Molecular function (GO): D-mannose binding; fucose binding
Source: RefSeq, a predicted model, not a curated record
UUCUACACACAGGAAUGAAAAUGUACAGACUGGUUGUUGUGAUUUUGGGACUCCUGUGUAUCCUACAAGCUGCUCUCAUCAUUUACCUAAAUCUGGAGGCCAGUGGCAAAAACCUGACUGAGGAGAGAGAUGACCUGAAGAGAACUGUGAAGGACUAUGUUUCAGAGCAAAACUCCCUGACUGAAGAGCGAGACAACUUGAAGAGAAUCAACCUUGAUAUGGUGGCAACUAACAAAAACCUGGCUAAGGAAAGAGACGAUCUGGGGAGGACUCUGAGAGCCGGGGGAUGGAAGUACUUCAGCGGUAGUCUCUAUACCAUUUCUUCUAUCAAUAAAAACUGGCAAGCGAGUAGGGAUGACUGUCUUCAAAAAGGGGCAGAUCUGGUGAUUGUCAACAGCCAAGAAGAACAGAAAUACAUAACAAGUUUUGGUGAGCGCGUGUGGAUCGGACUCACUGAUCGAGCGACAGAGGGCAGAUGGAAGUGGGUCGAUGGGACUCCGCUGACCACAAGCUACUGGUACCGAGGUGAGCCAAAUGGAAAUUCGAAGCUGGACGAAGACUGCGCACAAAUAUUUCCCGCAAAUGUAGGAGAAGGCUGGCUAGAUUACCAUUGCAGUUAUACUACAAAUCGAUGGAUAUGUGAGAAGAGAUUGCCAUAACUCCACAUCUAUGCACACAAAACGAUGAGGAAAAAAAACAGGAAAAAGUUGCAUUUCUCAUUUUCAGCCUAAAUUCAAAUGUGGAGGUCCAGGUGGGCGAGGGGUUGGACUCUCACGUAGAUAUCUGGAGUCACGUCGUAUCUCAUAUUGGGAGACGACGUGACUCCCAAUAUGAGAGAAGGGGAAGGUGUUUGACUAUGUGUAUAUGUGUGAGUAUGUAGGUGUGUAUAUGUAUGUGUGCAUAUAUGUAUAUCAGUGUAGGUAUGUGUGUGUAUGUAUAUGUGUAUAUGUAU